AUGUUUGGACGACUGUUAAUGAAAAUGCUAUUGUUGUGCGUCAGCCUCAUGACAAGAUGUCAGUCGAUGGACAGUCUCGCUGAUUGCAGUAACGAUUGUUACAAAUUAGCCGGCAGAAGCGAGCAGUCGUUGUGCUUACACAACUGCCAACAGGGCAACGAGAGGUUGAACGACGACCCAGACAGCUAUGAAUACAACUUCAACAGCGCAGACACCAGCGACGACUCAAAUAACAAUCUUCGCAACCACUUCUUGAGAGAUAAGCUGAAAUCCGCAUUCGUAAGAAUAGGCAGAUCAAUCCAAUCCACCCCACCAGUAACCAACAAAAACAGUCCUCACCUCCAAAUCGAGAAAUCACCUCCAAAACAAAAACGUUCAACAGACUGGCUGCAAGACGACGAAGAAGCAGCGACGAGUAGAUGGAACAAACGCCGUAGUGGGUUCGUGAGAAUUGGCCGAAACAGUGGCGCCAUUUACACGGAGAAUGACGAGGACGAUGAGGAAAUUAUCCCGGAGGAUGAACUUGUGAAGAGACGAAGUGGAUUCGUUAGAAUCGGCAAAAAAUCGACCGGUAAAAGAAGAAACGGGUUUGUUCGUAUCGGAUAA
Helobdella robusta is the source of this 606-nucleotide messenger RNA. RefSeq lists its product as hypothetical. The coding region runs from base 1 to 606 and encodes 201 amino acids. The record is from RefSeq and is a predicted model, not a curated record. The transcript has 3 exons. NCBI's taxonomy places the organism in Eukaryota, Metazoa, Annelida, Clitellata, Rhynchobdellida, Glossiphoniidae.